CACCGGGAAGCGCGCCCAAUGGAUCACUGGUUUCUGUAGCCUUCAUGAAAGCCAGAGAUAUGAGCAACGAAGCAGAGGGGGAUAAUCCAGACCAAACAAACUGCAAAUGUAAAUCACCUACUCUGUCGUCCUCGUACUGCAUCGACAGUAUUCUAGGAAGGAAAAGUCCCUUAAAAGUUAACGCAACACCAAACAGUUUGUGGCCCCUGCAACCAGACAUGCACCUGCCGCCGAAGCUCCGCCGCCCCUUCGCCCCGUUGACAGACUCAACCAGAGACAUUCACACAGACGAAAUUGAGGCAGUGGGCCCAAGACUGCUACACACAGCUUGUGAAAAAUUAAAAAUUACAGAGGCCUCGCUAGUAAACAUCAGUCGUGCUAGAUCGUAUCAGGAACAUGCUUCUCUACAGUCCUGUAGAGACACAUCCAGUCCCACGCCAAGACCAGAGGUGGACGAAACCGACAAUAAAAGACUAUGUAGGGAAACAACUGUGUCUCCGGGUCUAAUGGGACUGCAAGAACGAGAGGCUUAUUUGAAGAACAGCGAGGAAACUACUUUAUCAGCGGGAAGUGACACUGAAGAUGGGAUGUUAAAACGAAAACAGAGGAGAUACCGGACUACAUUUACCAGCUAUCAGCUUGAGGAGCUGGAAAGAGCUUUUCAAAAGACUCACUAUCCAGAUGUUUUCACAAGGGAGGAAUUAGCAAUGAGACUUGAUCUUACAGAAGCACGAGUGCAAGUCUGGUUCCAGAAUCGACGUGCAAAAUGGAGGAAAAGGGAAAAGGCGGGGGUCCAGUCACACAGUCUGAGUCUACACUAUCCUGGAACCCCCCCUGCUGCACAGUCCUUGUGUCAUUACCUGAGUGGGAAUCCUUUUGUCCCAAACCCACAUCCAGCUAUUGAUUCAUCUUGGCCUGUCCCCCUCCAAAGACUGGCUCAGCCUCCCCCAAACCAUGCCUCCCCUCAUGGCUUCAGUGCUCUGUUAGGGGCGGCCAUGUUUAGACACCCUGCUUUCAUUAACCCCACUUUUGGAAGACUCUUUACAAGCUUAAGUCCAAUGGCACUGCAAAGGAUACCCCUUCCUACCAUCGAGGGUCCAAUUCAACGCUCCCACCUCACCAACAACCUUCUCUCCUCUUCACCACCUUUACCUUCUUCCCCAACGGUGGACCUCCGUGCUUCCAGCAUAGCAGCACUGCGUCUCAAAGCAAAGGAGCAUUCUGCUCAACUGACUCACAUCACAGCUGCUGGAAUGGGUGGAAAAGAGGAGUGCUAAGAUUUACUCUCAAUUGAGAGAUGGCGAAAGACCAAAGUCAAGCAGAAGCACUGACAUCUGGAGAGUUAUUAUUAAUAGAUACAUUAAUAGGCACAUGUAGUUUUCAGACUGUUUCAGACAGUUGAAACUGUAGCAUUCUGAAGCUUUUCUCGUUUGUUUAUUGUUGGUUGUAAAUGAGUGCUGAAUGUUUUUUUUUUU
This is a messenger RNA of Labeo rohita (rohu), 1475 nucleotides long. It is a transcript of the gene arxb, whose product is annotated as aristaless related homeobox b. Gene Ontology annotation, molecular function: DNA-binding transcription factor activity, RNA polymerase II-specific; RNA polymerase II transcription regulatory region sequence-specific DNA binding. The record is from RefSeq and is a predicted model, not a curated record. Gene Ontology annotation, biological process: regulation of transcription by RNA polymerase II. NCBI's taxonomy places the organism in Eukaryota, Metazoa, Chordata, Actinopteri, Cypriniformes, Cyprinidae.